This is a messenger RNA of Nelumbo nucifera (sacred lotus), 2855 nucleotides long. RefSeq names its product COBRA-like protein 4. Gene Ontology annotation, cellular component: plasma membrane. Gene Ontology annotation, biological process: cellulose microfibril organization; plant-type cell wall cellulose biosynthetic process. The record is from RefSeq and is a predicted model, not a curated record. NCBI's taxonomy places the organism in Eukaryota, Viridiplantae, Streptophyta, Magnoliopsida, Proteales, Nelumbonaceae.
UACACAGUGUGCUUAAAAGCAUCACCAGAGACCCUCUUGCUUCUGAGGUCCCAUUGAACUUCAGGUUCAGGCCAAUUUGUGAUCAGAGAGAAUUCAGAAUUUCAGUAUGGGAUUCAACAAGCCCACAGGCCCAUUUCAUGAAAAUGCUAUGAGAAUCAAAGCCAAAGAUAGUUACAGGCAAUGUCAAGGCCGCAUUCUUGCCGAAUUUAAAUUUACAAUAUUAUCUUUCUUCUUUGUCAUGAUCUUCUCUAAUGCUGCUGCAUACGAUCCACUUGAUCCAAAUGGGAACAUAACAAUUAAAUGGGAUGUAAUGUCUUGGACCCCAGAUGGCUAUGUGGCAGUGGUGACAAUCAACAACUUCCAGUUGUACCGGCACAUUAUGAGCCCAGGCUGGACUUUGGGCUGGACUUGGGCGAAAAAAGAAGUCAUAUGGUCCAUGGUGGGAGCCCAAACUACCGAGCAAGGAGACUGUUCCAAGUUCAAAGGAAAUAUUCCACAUUGUUGCAAGAAGACUCCCACAGUGGUGGAUUUGCUCCCUGGAGUCCCUUACAAUCAACAAUUUACUAAUUGCUGCAAAGGCGGUGUGGUGACAGCUUGGGGACAAGACCCUGCAGCCUCAGUCUCAGCUUUCCAGGUGAGUGUUGGGCUCGCUGGUACCACAAACAAGACAGUAAAACUUCCCAAGAACUUCACUUUGCUAGGUCCAGGACCAGGUUACACUUGUGGCCCAGCAAAGAUUGUGCCCUCCACAACCUUCCUCACCCCUGACCGCCGGCGAAAAACUCAGUCACUGAUGACAUGGAAUGUGACCUGCACUUAUUCACAGUUUCUGGCGCGGAAGAACCCGAACUGUUGCGUCUCCUUCUCAUCUUUCUACAAUGACACCAUCACUCCUUGUCCCUCCUGUGCCUGUGGUUGCCAGAACAAGAACAACUGUAUCAAAAGUGAUUCAAAGCUGCUAAGCGUGGUGGGAAUCAAUACACCAAAGAAAGACAGCACACCACUGUUGCAAUGCACUCACCACAUGUGCCCGAUUCGAGUGCACUGGCAUGUGAAGCUCAACUACAAGGACUAUUGGCGUGUCAAGGUUUCCAUCACCAAUUUUAACUACAGAAUGAACUAUACACAGUGGACACUUGUUGUUCAGCACCCAAAUCUUGACAAUGUUACCCAAGUUUUUAGUUUCGACUACAAGCCUCUCGUUCCUUAUGAAUCCAUAAAUGAUACUGGCAUGUUUUACGGCAUGAAAUUCUACAACGACCUACUAAUGGAGGCCGGUCCAUUUGGCAAUGUCCAGUCAGAGGUUCUGCUUCAGAAAAACAAGGAGACGUUCACCCUGAAGCAAGGAUGGGCAUUUCCUCGGAAAGUCUACUUUAAUGGUGACGAGUGCAUGCUACCCCCACCAGAUACAUACCCAUUCCUACCAAAUUCUGCCCAUGCGAAUCCACUUGCAUUCUCGACAUUAAUUGUUUCUAUGCUCUUCCUCUUAAUGACUGUCUGGUGAUGGGUUUCCUAGAGAAAUGAGUCGGUUCUCAGGAGUUUUGAAGGCAUAGAAGUAGUUUAGUCUUGAAUGAGUGGCCAUCUUUGACACAACUGGAGGGACAGGUAUAUAUACAAACAAAACAUCAAAUUCUAUUCUUUUUAAACUAAAAUGGACGAGCUGGGUGUAUCUCAGUUAAGUGAAACAUUUUCUGUUAAGAUAUUCAUGAAAAAAAAAAAUUAAAACAAGCUCCUCUAAAAGAAUGGUGCCCAUACUGCAUUGGUACGCAAGGGUUGUUUGUUUCAAUGCACAAGGAGCAAAAAAUUCUUCUACCAAAAUAGUUUCAGUAGUUAUUGUUGCCCAUUUUAUGGGGAAAACUGAAAACUUUUCCACCCCUCCUCGAAAUUUAUGUAGAUGGAACCUAAACUGAUCAAUUUUUUUCAAGAUACAAUGAAUAAAGGAGGGUAUCUGGGUCUGUUUCUCUGUCUGGUAAUGGUUGCUAUCACUGUCCAUUCGAUCACCAUGUUUCGCAACUCGAUGUAAUAUUAUUUGAUUCUCCUGUAGAUGGAACCUAAACUGAUCAAUUUUUUUUCAAGAUACAAUGAAUAAAGGACGGUAUCUAGAUCUGUUUCUCUGUCUGGUAAUGGUUGCUAUCACUGUCCAUUCGAUCACCAUGUUUCGCAACUCGAUAUAAUAUAUAUGAUUCUCCUGUAGAUGGAACCUAAACUGAUCAAUUUUUUCAAGAUACAAAGAAUAAAGGAUCUGUCUGGUAUGGUUGCUAUCACUGUCCAUUCGAUCACCAUGUUUCGCAACUCGAUCUAAUAUUAUGUGAUUCUCCUGUUCCAUGGUUUAGCUUUUAGAUUGGAAGACUAAUAAACCUCAGAGCAGUCUAUUUUAAUGCUGUGCCAUGCCGAUGCAUUCAAGACAAGAGGUGAUCACACAGCCAGUAGCUUACAUCAAUGAACUGAUUACAGCAUGUAAGAGUUGGGAUCUGUUGCGCUUGUUUUGCGCUCAACUUGGGCAGACUGCAUUCAAGGGCAUGACAAGUAGAACAGAUCCGGACUCUUAAUGUAGUGGCCAAAAUGUAGUCUUAUAUGCAACCCGACAGGGAUUAGAGGUACCAUAUCUCGUGCAAAGAAGAUUUUCUUUCUUCAUCCUCCUGAAGAUGUGCCACCUUAAAUUACAGUUCAUUCCUUGAGUGGGAUUUUCAAAUGAAAAAAUAAAAUAAAAUUUCAUGGGCAGAUAAAAAUUUGAUUAACUCAAAGAUCAAAUCCAUAUAUUAUCUCUAAUUUCACUGUGAGAUGUCUUUAUUACAAUGGAGAAAAUAACAAUUUUAAGUGGAACCCUACAAACAAGAUGGUUAAUUAUAAAUUAA